CCUUACCUCUCCACAGCACACUUCAGCUUUUAGACAAAGCUAAAACUAAAAACACCACAAGAACAAAGAAACAGAGAUGGGUUUGGUUACAGAGGAGGUGAGAGCUAAGGCAGAGAAGUACACUGGAGAUGAGAUAUGCAGAGAGAAGACAAAGACUUUCCUCAAGGAGAUAUCUAUGCCCAAUGGUUUACUACCAUUGAAGGAUAUAGAAGAGGUUGGGUACGACAGAAAGUCGGGUGUUGUGUGGCUAAAGCAGAAACAGAGCAUCACUCACAAGUUCGCAGAGAUCGAUAAGCUUGUCUCCUAUGGAACUGAGGUCACUGCCGUGGUUGAGACCGGGAAGAUCAAGAAGCUCACUGGAGUCAAGGCCAAGGAGCUUCUUAUUUGGGUCACUAUCAACGAGAUCUAUACUGAGGACCCGCCUACCAAAGGGAAGAUCACGUUCAAGACGCCAACCACACUGUCCAGGACUUUCCCGGUCUCAGCUUUUACAGUCCCAGAAGAGGAACCUGCUAAAGAGGAACCUGCCAAGGAGAAGAGCAGCGAAGCCACGGAGGUCAAAGAGGCUGUUGCGAUCAAGGAGGCUGUUGCAGUCAAAGAGGCCUAAUCAAGCCUCUGCUUCAGAAGUUAAAAGAAACCGGAAGUGUACUUCAAGAAUAUGAACAAAUUAUGGAGAGUUAGUGUUUCUCACUGCUCUUACUCUCAUGUAUUACCAACCACUUGUUUUACCUGUAAUAAGAUGUCAAUAUCAUCCUGUUCCAUAAAAACUAUCCGUAAUUAUCCCUAUACUUUGAAGCUGGUUUUGUAUGUCAAUACAAGAACAUGGAAAAACCUCUUAGCAAGCAAAA
Molecule: messenger RNA, 848 nt
Organism: Camelina sativa (false flax)
Lineage: Eukaryota; Viridiplantae; Streptophyta; Magnoliopsida; Brassicales; Brassicaceae
Source: RefSeq, a predicted model, not a curated record